AUGACAAAGGAGACUUGGGAGAGUGGAGGGGAUGUUGAUAGCAUGCCGGACGAGACUGCUAAUUGCAUCAGGGAGACAGUUAGAGAGGUUUUGGGGGUCUCGAGAGGCCGCUCGAGAAAGCACCAAUGGGACUGGUGGUGGAAUGAGGAGGUGAAGGAAAAGGUGGAGGCAAAGAAGAGAGUGUGUGCAAAGCUGGUUGAGAGUAAGGAUGAAGAAGAUAAGCGAAAGAAUAGAGAGGAGUAUAAAAUUUCUAAGCGAGAGGCGAAUAAAAGUGGGGAUAAAAGGUUGUACAGGCUUGCCAAGGUUAGAGAGCGGAGGGAUCGGUACCUGGAUCAAGUUAAGUGUAUUAAGGAUGUGGACGACAAAGUUUUGGUAGAGGAGGGUUGUAUUAGAAAGAGAUGGCAGGCUUACUUUCAUAAGCUCCUGAGCGAAGGAAGGGAUACUAGCAUUGUGUUGGGGGAUUUGGAGUAUUCUCAGAGGUUUCGUUGUUAUGGUUACUGUAGACGCAUUAAGGUUGAGGAGGUGAAUAGGGCUAUUCGUACGAUGCAUUGA
Messenger RNA from Capsicum annuum, 552 nucleotides. RefSeq lists its product as uncharacterized. The coding region runs from base 1 to 552 and encodes 183 amino acids. The record is from RefSeq and is a predicted model, not a curated record. NCBI's taxonomy places the organism in Eukaryota, Viridiplantae, Streptophyta, Magnoliopsida, Solanales, Solanaceae. The transcript has 2 exons.